UCACCAACCCAUUACAUUACUUCAUCACCAACCAACCAAACGCUGCCAUUCAUUGCUCACCAAACCCCCAUUCUCCUCCUUAUUCAAAGCCUCUGAAGUUUGGAGCUACAACGAUUGCACAACAAUGGGUGGGGAAGGCACCAAGCUCUUCACUUUGGCUGAGGUCGCUGAGCACAGCAAUGUUAAAGACUGUUGGCUUGUCAUUCAUGGCAAGGUUUAUAAUGUGACAAAGUUCUUAGAGGACCACCCUGGCGGCGAUGAUGUCCUGUUGUCUUCCACAGGGAAAGAUGCAUCUAACGAUUUCGAUGAUAUUGGUCACAGCACUAGUGCUGUUUCCAUGAUGGAUGAGUUCUAUGUUGGAGACAUUGAUACAUCAACUAUCCCCUCCAGUGUUAAGUACACUCCUCCAAAACAGCCUCAGUAUAAUCAGGACAAGACAUCAGAGUUCAUAAUCAGGAUCCUCCAAUUUCUUGUCCCCUUGUUUAUCUUGGGUUUGGCUGUUGGUAUUCGAUUCUAUACUAAAUCAACAUAAUCAUUUGUACUGCAAAGGCACUUAACUAUAUUAGUGUUUUUUAUGAGGGGUUGGUAGGAUUUGCCAUGUGGUAUUGUGCUUGUUUUGCUUAAUUUGCUGUAAUCAAAUUGUCUUUCUCAGUCAUUGACUUUCCAAAA
Molecule: messenger RNA, 669 nt
Organism: Lotus japonicus
Lineage: Eukaryota; Viridiplantae; Streptophyta; Magnoliopsida; Fabales; Fabaceae
Product: cytochrome b5
Exons: 3
Coding region: 125-532 (135 amino acids)
Cellular component (GO): endoplasmic reticulum; membrane
Molecular function (GO): heme binding
Source: RefSeq, a predicted model, not a curated record